This is a messenger RNA of Ahaetulla prasina, 9580 nucleotides long. It is a transcript of the gene IDE, whose product is annotated as insulin degrading enzyme. Gene Ontology annotation, cellular component: peroxisomal matrix; cytosol; mitochondrion. Gene Ontology annotation, biological process: peptide catabolic process. Gene Ontology annotation, molecular function: metalloendopeptidase activity; metal ion binding. The record is from RefSeq and is a predicted model, not a curated record. Bases 323 to 3259 code for a protein of 978 amino acids. Lineage: Eukaryota; Metazoa; Chordata; Lepidosauria; Squamata; Colubridae. The transcript is spliced from 25 exons.
GGGAUCGCGCGCUAGCUCUCCCCCUUGCACGCACACAGACACAAACACACACACACAUAUAUAUAUACGCGCGCGCGCACACACACACAAACACACUCCCCGGAGAAAGGGUGUACAGUCCAAAGGCCUUUUGCUUCUUAACUGCAGCCGCCGCAACAGGCGCUGCCUGGGCAUUGCCAGCGGGCACCCCUUUGGCUGCAAGCCGCCGCUCGCCGUUGCUCCUGCCACCACCGCCCGCCGUUCUUCCCGGAGCCGGCUCUCUUUCCUCCCCUCCGGCGGAGCGCUUCUCGGCGUCAGGCUUCCGCAAGAAACAUAUUACAAAAUGAAUGAUCUUGCUAUCAAAAGAAUAACAAAUGAAAUUAUCAAAUCACCUGAAGAUAAACGAGAAUAUCGUGGAUUAGAACUGGCAAAUGGCAUCAAAGCAGUGCUUAUCAGUGAUCCCACUACUGACAAAUCUUCAGCUACACUUGAUGUGCAUAUAGGAUCGUUAUCUGAUCCCGUUAAUAUUCCUGGAUUAAGCCAUUUUUGUGAACAUAUGUUAUUUUUGGGAACUAAAAAAUUUCCAAAAGAAAAUGAGUACAGCCAAUUUCUCAGUGAACAUGGAGGGAGUUCAAAUGCUUUUACCAGUGGAGAACACACCAACUACUAUUUUGAUGUCUCACAUGAACACUUAGAAGGUGCUCUUGAUAGAUUUGCCCAAUUUUUCUUGGGCCCUCUUUUUGACGAAAGCUGCAAAGAUAGAGAAGUAAAUGCUGUUGAUUCUGAACAUGAGAAGAAUUUAAUGAAUGAUUCAUGGAGACUAUUUCAGCUAGAAAAGGCUACUGGAAAUCCUAAUCAUCCAUUUAGCAAAUUUGGGACAGGGAACAAGUACACUUUGGAAACUAGACCAAACCAAGACGGAAUAGAUGUAAGGCAAGAGCUUUUGAAGUUUCACUCCACUUACUAUUCAUCAAAUUUAAUGGCUGUUUGUGUUUUAGGACGGGAAACUUUAGACGAGCUAACCAAACUGGUGGUGAAGUUAUUUUCUGAAGUGAAGAAUAAAAAUGUUCCAAUACCGGAAUUCCCUGAGCAUCCCUUCCAGGAAGAACAUCUCCGACAACUUUACAAGGUGGUACCUAUUAAAGAUUUUAGAAAUCUUUAUGUCACGUUUCCAAUACCAGAUCUUCAGAAGUACUACAAAUCAAACCCUGGCCACUAUCUUGGUCACCUUAUUGGGCAUGAAGGUCCAGGAAGUCUUUUAUCAGAACUGAAAGCUAAAGGCUGGGUAAGCACACUGGUUGGUGGUCAGAAAGAAGGUGCUCGAGGCUUCAUGUUUUUUAUCAUUAAUGUUGAUCUUACUGAAGAAGGACUAUUACAUGUAGAAGAUAUUAUUUUGCAUAUGUUUCAAUAUAUUCAAAAGUUACGCACAGAAGGACCUCAAGAGUGGGUUUUUCAAGAAUGUAAGGAUCUAAAUGCUGUAGCAUUCAGAUUUAAAGAUAAAGAAAGACCCCGAGGUUAUACAUCAAAACUUGCAGGGAUGCUUCAUUACUAUCCUAUUGAAGAAGUUCUUGCUGCUGAAUAUUUACUUGAAGAAUUUAGGCCAGAUUUAAUAGAAAUGGUACUGAACAAACUGAAACCUGAAAAUGUCCGGGUUGCAAUUGUCUCUAAGACAUUUGAAGGAAAAACUGAUAAAAAAGAACGGUGGUAUGGAACCCAGUACAAGCAAGAAAAGAUUUCUGAUGAAGUCAUUAAGAAAUGGCAAAAUGCUGACCUUAAUGGGAAAUUCAAGCUUCCGAUGAAAAAUGAAUUUAUUCCUACUAACUUUGAAAUUGUCUCUUUGGAGAAAGAUGCACCACAGUACCCAACUCUAAUUAAGGAUACUGCUAUGUGCAAACUAUGGUUCAAGCAGGAUGACAAAUUUUUCCUUCCUAAAGCUUGUCUCAACUUCGAAUUUUUCAGCCCAUUUGCUUACGUGGAUCCCUUACAUUGUAACAUGGCCUAUUUGUACCUUGAACUACUCAAAGACUCCCUCAACGAGUAUGCAUAUGCAGCAGAACUAGCUGACUUGAACUAUGAGCUCCAAAAUACCAUCUAUGGGAUGUAUCUUUCUGUAAAAGGUUAUAAUGACAAGCAACAUAUUCUGCUGAAGAAGAUCAUUGAGAAAAUGGCUACCUUCGAGGUUGAUGAAAAGCGAUUUGAAAUUAUCAAGGAGGCGUAUAUGCGAUCACUUAACAACUUUCGAGCUGAACAGCCACAUGAGCAUGCAAUGUAUUAUCUUCGGCUCUUAAUGACAGAAGUUGCAUGGACCAAAAAUGAAUUAAAAGAAGCUUUAGAUGAUGUCACUCUUCCUCGCCUCAAGGCCUUUAUUUCACAACUGUUGUCACGGUUACAUAUUGAAGCACUUCUCCAUGGCAAUAUAACAAAACAGGCUGCAUUAGGAGUUAUGCAAAUGGUUGAAGACACACUCAUUGAGCAUGCUCAUACAAAACCUCUGCUUCCCAGCCAGCUAGUAAGAUAUAGAGAAGUACAGCUGCCUGAUAGAGGAUGGUUCGUCUAUCAACAGAGGAAUGAAGUUCAUAAUAAUUGUGGGAUAGAAAUAUAUUAUCAAACAGAUAUGCAAAGCACUUCGGAGAAUAUGUUUUUGGAGCUCUUCUGUCAAAUUGUCUCAGAGCCUUGCUUUAAUACUCUGCGCACUAAAGAACAAUUAGGUUACAUUGUGUUCAGUGGUCCACGGAGGGCUAAUGGUGUUCAAGGUCUACGGUUCAUCAUCCAAUCAGAAAAGCCCCCACACUACUUAGAAAGCAGGGUGGAAGCCUUUUUAAAAACCAUGGAGAAAUCUAUAGAAGAUAUGUCCGAAGAAGCUUUCCAGAAACAUAUCCAGGCUUUAGCAAUUCGCCGCCUUGACAAACCAAAGAAACUAUCUGCCGAGUGUGCAAAAUAUUGGGAUGAAAUCAUUUCCCAGCAAUAUAACUUUGAUAGAGAUAACAUUGAAGUGGCAUAUCUCAAAACCCUUACUAAGGAUAAUAUAGUGCAGUUUUAUAAGGAAAUGUUGGCAGUAGAUGCCCAAAGAAGGCACAAAAUAUCGGUCCAUGUACUAGCAAGGGAAAUGAAUUCCUGUCCUGUUGUAGGAGAGUUUCCAAGCCAAAAUGAUAUAAGUCUAACACCAGCACCACCACUGCCACAGCCGAUUGUGAUUGAAAACAUGACUGAGUUCAAACGCAGCCUACCACUUUUCCCUCUGGUGAAACCUCAUAUCAAUUUCAUGGCCGCAAAACUGUGAAGAAUCUUGCUGGAUGAAGAACUGGAAGAGGAUUAAUAUGCCUUCAGUGGCUUUUCAUAAUGGACAAAGACCUUAUCCUUUAGGACAAGUGAUCCAGGAUUCCUGAUUCCUUCUAGGUUCAUCCAGCAUCAAUGCUGCAAUAGGGAUACUGCAAGUUAAGCAAGUACGCUCUAGUCAUGUGUUAUAUGUUUGUCAUAGAGCCACUACCUGAGACUAACAUUAAGUGGUAUAUAUGAAGAUCUAUGUAGGUAAAUGGUAUAUUUUACAAUAAUGUGACCCUUUAAAAGUUUAGUUUGCAUGGAUUGUGAAGAAGUUUCCAUACCAGUCUGAUCUUCACUUGCAAAUCAUUGCUUUUUUUUUAAAGAUCAACUGUUUUGGAAGCAUAUUUUACUGGACAAGAAAGAAAAUAUUAUUAAAAGGCCAUAUUGAUGUUUUUAAGGGAAGCAUGGAGUGAUACCAUUUUUUUAAAAAAAAUAGAUUCUUGGAAGCAGCCAUUUAGAUUCUAUGUAAAAAUCAGUGGAAAGGGGGAGGAAAAAAAUUAACAAAUAUCUUUGAAGAGUUAUUAGAAAAGUCAAAAUAGUUUUAAUCUUUAUAUCUGUUUCAGAAGAUUUUAUAUACAGACUAGUAAAAUGCUGGAAACACUUGGGUAGCCAUGUUUUUCUUGCCAAGAGUCUUAGUUUAUGUUUAUAAACUUUACAUUUUCUUAGGGUUGCACUGAUAAUGUUUCUUUCACUUAUAAAUAAAAUUAUUAUGGCAAUUUUUUUUUCUUUCAGUUGUCAUGUACUGUUUUAGGACAAAUCUAAUGAAACUUGGGUGUAUUGUAUCUUCUUAAAAGGCCAUCAAUAAUUCUUGGUAGUUAUUUAAAUUGUAGGCAAACACUCCUCCUUUAUCAGAAAUUUAAUAUUUGCCUAGAUCCCCUGCACACUGUGUGAACAUCAACUGUGGUCACCUAGCACGAUCAGCCUUACACACACACACUCAGUCUGCACCUUUCUCCAUUAAGACUUGUGCAAUUUCUCAUGCCACACGGAGCUCUUUCUAGGAAUAGAAAGUGGGAACUAAUACGCAAUUACAGAGUUCAUGCACAUCAGCAGUAAUUAUCAGUCUAAUGAUGCAGACGUUGAAUUUCCCCCCAAUCAUUUGUCUGCUCAAAAGAUCUCAGUAUUUUAAAUGCAGCCUGCAUCAUCUUUAUGUGGCACUUCAGGCAUCUUUGGCUUACCACCUGCUGCUUAGUGACUGUUUAAAGUUACAGCUGUCCCGAGAAAGAGAAUUUACAACCCAAAUUUGAAGUUCUUACAGUCAGAACCCCUUCGCAGUCAUGUGACUGAACUGCAGGUGUUGAGCAACAUGCUGCAUUUGCAGAAUCCCAUGGUCAUGUUGCUGUGUUUUACAAUAGUUUGUUGUAAGACUGCCCAUGAUUUGCUUAAUGACCACAGCCUGCUCUUAACUACUGCCAUAAAAGGGUAAAAUUGAGCCUGUGGCCUGUUUACAACUGUCACAACAAACAACCAUAAUAGGCAGACUCCAUUACGGUCGUUUGUGAGAGACUACUUGAUUCAGAGUAGCAACCAUUUGCCAAUUGAUUCUGAGGAAGGAAGGAGAGAAAAUUGUGCAAAAUAAACCAGAAACAAGUAUAAAUGGAGUUAAUAUUUUAAUUGUCAAACUAAAAAAAUAUUAAUCAAGCUUUUGAAUGGUUAUGCCACCAAAAAGCACAUGGAGAAAGACCAGUUGCUAAUUUGAGGCUGGGGCUGGAGAGUGAAAUCGCAUUAUGUUAUUGCAGUUCGUGCUAAGUUUCCAAGUUCAUUCCCCUGAUUUUAGUAUUAAGUGGUUAGACAUGAGGAUCUUACACUCAAAUAUUAAAGGCUUUAAAAGAUGAGACUAGAACGUGUGUAUUAUUAGGGUUACACCACUUAUAUGCUUUUGUUAUGAUUAAUUCCACUGAUGCCUUGUUUAUUGUAAAAUGUAUGUUACAUCUUCUGGAAGAUACAAUAUAUAGAGCAGUUUACACUAAUGUAGAAAAAUGACUAAAGAGAGAACAUAGAAGUAAGCGAAGUGCUAUAUAAUUAUUAUAUUUCAUCUUGAUGGGUUAAUUUGAAAAUUACAGCAUAUUGUUACAUCAUAUACUUGAAUGCCUCGGAGGUUCAUCAUUUUGUUCCUCAAGAAGAUGUACAUUUCAACUAGUAGACGAGAUAGGAGCAUUUUAACCGUAAGCUUCAAAGAUUCUUCUUUAUUGGUACAAGAUAGGAGCAUUGUCACUUAACAUCGAAACAAACUGUAAACUGAUCUGAUGGCAUCUGUCAGAUGCUCCCUUCCCACUGUAACAAAUGGCAGUUUGUUGAAGCUACAUAGAGGGUUUUUCAGUGCUCUGAAGUCUAUUAGCAAGAGGUCAUUUGGAAUGUGAAUGCGAACACAGUUCUGUUUGCUACUUAUUAGAACAAGGAUAUCUACACAGCUAUAGCCUUCAAGAUGCAUGUCAUCUUGUGGAACCCUCAUUAAAUUUGUAGAAUAGUUCCAGUUAUCCAAUAAAUAAUGCUUAAUAUAAUUGUAUCAAAUUAUUUUUAUUCACAAACCAUGAAAAACAUGCAACAAUAUUUAUCGCAAAAUCCAUAUAAAGAUUUCUCUUUUUAUAUAGUUUUCUUCCCAAUUUAGUAUCUUUGGGUGUGUUUACAUUGCAGGAUUACUCUUAGGAGUCCCAGACAGUUUGGUAAUACUUAGUGAAAAUUUUGACAAUCGUAAUCCUAUCACAUCUGGAGUGUGCUAGAUGGUAGGAGGCUGUCCUAGAAUGACAGUACAAAUUUGCACAACUUUCUUGUUACUAGGGCUAGUUCUAGUCACAUUUUAAGACAAGGAUGGCCAAUUUACUGCCCUAUUUAGUUCUAUAUUGCAAUGAAAAGAGAACACCUAUAAUUGGGCCUGUUUUUGGUGAUUCUCAUCUGCUGAUUUUUUUUUUCAGAUGGGAGGAAAGAUGCUAUAAUUUGAGCUUGAAUAAUGUUCUUUGUAUCUAUUUUCAUUUAUCUUGUCCCAUUUCUUAAUAAUAAGAAAAAGCUACUUGGAAUUUGGAGAGAGAAGGCAAACCAAUUAAAUUAGAAUUAAAGUAGCAUAACUAAUUAUGCUACUUUAUAGAAAUAUGGACCUUCGUCUGCAAAAACAGACACACACAAGUAUUUGUUCAUGGAUUUAUCUAUCUGAUACAGGUAGUCUUCGACUUACAGCCAUUUGUUCAGCAACUAUUAGAAAUUACUAUGGGACUUCAAACCUGUGCCUAAACUUAAAGCUGUUGCAGCGUGCCUGCAAUCACAUGAUCAAAAUUUCGCUGCAGAGAUGGCUAAAUUGACUGCUUUGAUUAAAGAAAAAAACACAAUUAUUUUUGUUUCUAUUGGACUUUGUGCUUGAGGUAGAAAAAAAAAGAAACUUUGAUUUUGGGUUUUACGAAUUAAAUAGGUUUGUUGAUACAGAAAUGACUAGUUUACACUAAAGUAAAAAGUUGAGGUUUGAUGCUAUUAUCUUAUUCUACUGCACCAAUGUCUUUUCUUUCUUUUUUCCCUUUUCCCUACACUUUUUCCUUCCCUUCUCUCUUAUUUUCUUACUAUUUUCUUUUGUAUUUUUGUAUUAUAUAUUAUAAACUAAUUAAAAAAUUGGCUGCUUGGUAAUUUGCCCGCACUUAUGACCCCUGGGGCACUCUAACUCCCCCCAUUUAUCUACCUCCCCCAUUUAGGGCCUUUUGGCACCCUGCUGCUCUGUGCUUCACCACCUCAGCUGGCCUUCACUGCCAUCUCCUCCAGCUGCAAACGUGCCCAGCCUGGAUCCGGGGCUGUAUGGAGCUGGUUGCUUGUAGCAGAAAAGAAAAAAUAUGCACAAAGGGCAACAGUGGACCAGGGUCCCUUUGCAAAGAGCUCCCAGGUGGGGCUGAUGCUGGCUUUGCACUGCGAAAAAAGGGGUAUGGGGUGAGGCUGCUUUGGGAUUCUCCCCCCCCCUUUUUUUUUUUUAAGUUACAAAGCCAGCCACGUAUAGCCCAAGAGCAUGAUGAAAAGAAGGGGCCACUUUGUGUCCUUUCCUGCCCUUUUUGGCUGCACAAAAUUAGCUGCACCCAGUCCAGAAAUGGGGCGUUGAAGGUCAGCUGGAGUGGCAAGGCACAGAGGGCAUAAGGAGUCUUGGAAUGCAGGGUGGCGAGAGCAACUGGCACUUAAUGGGGAUGGCUGCAGCUGCCUGGAGUGUAGCAUAACAGCCUGGGAGUUGUGCAGUUCUGGGGUUGCUGGGCAAAUCAAAAAUAUUUGAUGUAGUUCAGAUAUUCACCACUCAAUAACACCCACUCAGGAAGACCAUCAGCCAACUACAUUAAGAGAUACAGCGACACCCCUCUCACACCUUUGUAAGUUCUACCAGAAGCCUUCACUCUCUGCAAGGAAGACUCUUCAGACAUCAUAUCCCAGGUCAAUAUCACAAAGAUGUUUUAGUUCCAAGUUUUAUUACGGUUCUAAGCCAGUAUUCUAGAAAACCUGCAUCCUUUUUAGACUAUGGGUGAGCCAUUUUUUCCAGGCCAAGGACCAUACUUGGUCCUCAAGCAUCAUGGCAGGAGCUACAUUUCAAACAUCAGUGAGCAGUUUUUUUAAAAAUGUGAUUAUUAUUUCACUAAAAUUAAAAACAAUAAAGGUGGGAUAAAGAUCAAAUCAGUAAAAUUAAUAUGGUGAUGACAGGGUGCAGGUGGCUAAAAUGGAAGAAAUUGGCAUGUUUGUGUGUGUGUUAGAAACAGUCUCUUACUGAGACUCAGGGCUGGAAGGAACCAAGCAUAGAAUGGCUUGGAAAGAUAAUAGUUGCCAGGAUUGUCACUUUACAACCGCAUCACUUAGUGACCAAUAUUCUGGUCCCAAUUGUUGUCAUAAGUCAAGGAUUACUUGUAAUUACCUUCACCUCUAGUCUCUAUAUCUGCUUAACAAAGUUGUCUUUGUUGUUGCCCAAUAUCCAUUACUAAAGCUAUAUCUAUUUGUCAAAUUAGUUAAAAAUGAUAUGUAUUGUAUGAGGUUUUUUUAAAGGUAGACAUUUGUAUAGAUAGUCUUCAACUUAUGACCACAAUUGGGCCCAAAAUUUUCAUUGCUAAGCAAGAUAGUUGAGUGAGUUUUGGCUCAGUUUACGACCUUUCUUGCCACAGUUGUUAAAUCAAGAACUGCCUGUACUAUAAAUUUAAAAUGGAUAUGGGAGGGAUAUUUAAGCUUGCAGAGAGGCCAAGAACUGUCAGUUACGCCUGCAAUGAAAAUAAGAUUUUAGAAUGAAGUGUAGUUCCUAUUGCACUGUAGUAAUUACUUUCAUAGUCAUACCUGUUACUCUCUUUAUACCAGAUGUUACAAGUAUGAAAAAAAGCAUAGAAAUUCAUUUAUAUCACAAGUGUAACAUGGGUUGUAUCCAAGUUAAAUAUAGGGACGAUCAUUAUUACAAUACUAACUAUCGGGGCUGAAGUUACCACAUGGACAAAACAUCUUUUUCUGAUGUAACAUUGGUAGAGUGCAUGCCAAUUUUUCAGACUGAAUCUUAUAUUUGGAAGUACUCAGUCUGGAAUCUUGGGGAGGAAUGCAUGAUCCAUAACUGCAAAGGGAAGGUCAGUGGACAUACAAAAGUUGGCUAGUUUGUCUCAGCAGCCACCAUUUCUGCUAAUCAAAGUCCCCCUUUAAAAAAUCACAUUUAAGUUUGCAGGAGGCUAUCAAUUGAAGGAUACUUGAAAGCAGCCUCUGUCACUCGAUCUAUAUUCAUUUAUUGGAUUUUUACUCAAAUUAUAGAACGGAAGAAUAUGGGCUCUUCAAAACAUUACUAAACUCUGUUUCUUUUAUCCCUCACCUUUGUCCCUGCUGAAUACAGUACGUUUCUGAGCAUUAUAGUUUAGUUAUAUCUGGAAAGCCACAUAGACUGGGUUCUAGCCAAAGGUAUGAUAAAAUAGCAAUGCGAGUUUAGGGCUACAUUAGAAGGUAAUGAACUUGGCAUGCCCUUGUAGUAGGAAUAGAUCAUACUCACUAGUAGGUAUUUUAAGUGUUCUCCAGCAUUUUAUAGUUUGCAUUUGAUAAAACAAUGCAGUUUGAUAACUCAGGCAUUCAGUGGAUUCUCUCUAGUAGAUCCAAAGCUGCAGUGUCGACAAGCAAUAACAGAUUACUUAGUUACACUGUUAAUCAGUUCUAGUGCUCAUUAACAAAAUGUAUGUAAUCAUAAAUAAUGACUAAAUAACUGUAAUUUUUGCAAGUGCUGUUUUAAAAAGUUGAUUUAGAAUCCGGGUGCAUGUUGACACAGUAUGGCGGAGUGUUUGUCAUACUCUUGAUAAUAAACAAUCUGAAUACCUUG